Messenger RNA from Pyricularia grisea, 333 nucleotides. RefSeq lists its product as uncharacterized. The coding region runs from base 1 to 333 and encodes 110 amino acids. The transcript is spliced from 2 exons. The record is from RefSeq and is a predicted model, not a curated record. NCBI's taxonomy places the organism in Eukaryota, Fungi, Ascomycota, Sordariomycetes, Magnaporthales, Pyriculariaceae.
AUGGACCAGGGCUGGUUGCUCACUGGCUCGGAUAAAUGGAGUCCUGAAGGUCAUGACCUUAUCGAUACGCCGAUAACAUCUGGGUCGGAGAGCUGUGCAGACGCGUUCGACAAGGACGCCAUUAAAACUGGCUUCUCGAGCCGGUCAAGGUCUAUGGUUCGUUUUAUGGGGCUGGAUAACCGCGGUGCGUCUAAUGGCGGAGGCGUGACGGGAUCGGCGAAAUCGGGGUGCAACCCAUUUAUGCUGCCUCUUGAAAAGCGCUAUGGGUGGUGCGUCGAGAUUUCGGCUCGUUUUUAUGACUUUCUCGAGGUCUGCCAUCGCUCCAAUUCGUAA